This is a messenger RNA of Xyrichtys novacula (pearly razorfish), 1440 nucleotides long. Lineage: Eukaryota; Metazoa; Chordata; Actinopteri; Labriformes; Labridae. The record is from the annotation of a GenBank genome assembly.
AUGGAGCCGGAGGAGGGGAAGAUCUCGGUGUGGGUCUGCCGGGAGGAAAAGCUGGUUUCUGGGCUAACUAAAAGAACUACCUGCGCUGAUGUGGUCAAAGUCCUACUGGAGGACCAAAACCUGCAGCAAAGCGCCUCAGCAGCGAUGCUGUCCGGCUGUCCGCAGUCCUACUGCGUAGUGGAAAAAUGGAGAGGCUUCGAAAGGAUUUUACCCAAUAAAACGAAAAUCCUCAGACUGUGGAGCGCCUGGGGGGACGAGCAAGAGAAUGUCCGCUUCGUCCUGGUGAAGAACGAGGCCUCUUUGCCAAACAACGGGCCCCGCAGCGCGGAGGCCCGUGUUGUCCCGAGCAGGGAGGGCGGUGGACCCGGCGGAGUUUUCAAGGGCACGGCCAGGACCUGCUGGACAGCCGCGGCAGCCGCCGCUAAUAUGUCCCAGGAGAAACAGAGACGCAUCGUCAGGAAGGCUUUCAGGAAGUUGGAUAAGAUGAACAAAAAGAAAGAACAGGCUGUUUCUAAAGAUAAGGGGUCCGUUGAGAAGAUGGAGACCCUGGUACACCUAGUUAUCUCUCAGGACCACACCAUCCGACAGCAGAUCCAGAGAAUCAAGGAGCUGGACCGGGAGAUUGAGCGAUACGAGGCCAAGGUGCACUUUGACCGCAUCAAGAGACACGGGGUGAAUUAUGUGCAGGACACAUACAUGGUGGACUCUUCGGAGGCGUCAGCCUCAUCGGAAUGUAAACGUAAAGCAGAGCGACAGGACGCAUGGUGCACAGUGGAGGCGCUCGUACAGUUCGAGGAGUACGCGCGCCAGUGUGAGGAGGUGGUGCAGCUUCAGGAGGAGCUGACAGAGCGCGAGGCGCUCGUGGAGUGUAUAACGGGGGAGAUCCAAGAGGAGCUUAACCGGCGGUGGAUGAGGAGGAGGCGGGAAGAGAGAGGAGCAGAGGCUGCUAAGGACACUGACAGUGCCUCUGAGGAGGUGUGCCUAGGCUCCUCCGCUCCGCCAGAGAAAGAGCCAGAGGUAGAAAGUUUGUCAGAAAAUGAGCUUGUUCUGGAAGAGGAGAGGAUCAAAACACAACUGGACACCAGUCUGUACAUUGGCUUGCGACUUAAGACCGAUCUGGAUGCCAUCAGGGGAGACUUGGACCUGAGUCUAGCUCUUUGGGAGACCAAGGAGAGUGAACUGCUGGACCUUCUGGCCAAAGUUGAGACCAUGGAAAUAGAGCAAGUAAACAGCAAGCUGACUGAUGAUGGCGAGGGGGAGGUGGGUGCAGUGAGUACUGAGAUUGAUCCAGCAUCAGCAGAAAAGAGUAGUGGCUGGGUGGAGCAGGCCAGAGGUCUGUCCAAAACCUGCAAUACAAAUGAUGAGGACUCAGACACAGGCUUGAGCUCCAUGCACAGCCAGGACUCUGACAACCCACCUGUGUGCGAGUCACUGGUAUAG